UUUCAAUCAGUUUUCAUGCGUGUGGAGUGAUGUGGUUGUGUUUGGGUGUGUGUGGGUGUCUUGGGUGAAACACUCAUUCGUGGACUUGCAAUAAGACCUCGUUGGCAACGCUGAGUGCAUAGAAACAGCUGAUUGUUGUUGUGAGUGCUUCGUGGUGUUAUUUUACCAUGAAAGUACAACAAAGGCUCACAACCUCAUGAUCCUGAAGAAAGAAGUACAACAAAGAUACUGAAUCCCAAAAUUAAUUCACAAAAAUACAAAAUACUGGAAACAAAAGUGAAGGAAGACGAAAUCUCAAAGCGAAAGAAGCAACAAGAGUACCUUGAGAAGUGUUAGGAAGCGACAUAACAAGGAGCAAUGAGUGUGGCGCCAGACCCUGUGCAGGAUGAAGAGCUCACCAUUCCUCGUGCCUCUAUGAACAAGAUGAUCAAGGAACUCCUGCCCAAUGUGAGAGUGGCAAAUGAGGCACGUGAACUCAUCCUCAACUGCUGCACUGAGUUCAUCCACCUGGUGUCUUCAGAGGCCAAUGAGAUCUGCAACCAGCAGCAGAAGAAGACCAUAAAUGCUGAACACAUCCUUGCCUCCCUGGACAAGCUUGGGUUUGGUGACUACCGGGCAGAUGCUGAGGCAGUGUUGAAGGACUGCAAGGCAAUGGCAGCAAAGAAACGAAGGAAGAGCACCCGACUAGAGAACCUUGGCAUCCCAGAGGAGGAACUUUUAAGGCAACAGCAGGAACUCUUUGCUAAGGCCCGGGAAGAACAAAUGUUGGUGGAGCAGCAACGAUGGCAGUUGAUGCAGGCGCAGGUGGCAGCAGCACAGCAGCAACAGCAGCAGUUACAGCAGGAACAACAGGAAACUAGUGAUGAAGAGGACUAUUCCUAAGGUUGUGAUAGAGGUGAUGGCAUCAUCCCUCUAGUUUUUAUUGGAAUUGUUGUACCUUCGUCAUGUUUGACAGUGUAUGAUAGAAAACUCUCACUAUACACUUUUUGGCAGUUUGUUUUUGGACACCAUGUAUAUUUUAUACAGGUUUUGUCAGGAGUAAACAUGACGGCUACCAAAUUAACAAAAUGCCGUGAACUACAGUGAAAACUUCUAAGUACCACCUCUUCUUGGAAAUAAAAAGUAAGGAUGAGUUAACAAGAAAGCAAAGCAAUAGGUGAUGGUUUUGCUAUAUGUUGGAAACUAUUCAUCCUGCAUAUCAAUCCAGGGAUGUGAGAGGUUAGUUUUCCAUUGAAUAUUCUUCUUUUGAAUUGCCAAGGAAAAUUUUUCCUUUUUGUCUUAUCAAAAGCUAGUUUUUAUUAAUUGAUAUCCAUUGUAUUUGUUAUCAUUAUUAUCAUUAUCAUUGUUAUUAUUAUUAUUAUUAUCAUUAUUAUUAUUAUUAUUAUUAUUAUUAUUAUUAUUAUUAUUAUUAUUAUUAUUAUUAUAUACUUGUAGAAUUUUUUGUAUUCCAUUUACAUUAUUGCUGUCAUUAUUCGGCUCAGUUAGAUAUGAUACAUCUGAUUAUGUAUAGAUGGUAUUACAUGUUUAUUUAUCAUUAAUUAUCUUUUUGCUAUCAUAUUCUAUGAUUUAUUUAUCUCUAUCUCCCAAGUAUUAUGUAACAAAAAUUUUUAUAAUGAAUGUAAUGGUAAAUAUUACUGUUACAUUAUUAAAAUACUAUAUUUAUUA
Portunus trituberculatus (swimming crab) is the source of this 1665-nucleotide messenger RNA. RefSeq names its product protein Dr1-like (gene NC2beta). Gene Ontology annotation, cellular component: negative cofactor 2 complex. The transcript has 4 exons. The coding region runs from base 358 to 882 and encodes 174 amino acids. Gene Ontology annotation, molecular function: TBP-class protein binding; core promoter sequence-specific DNA binding; protein heterodimerization activity. Gene Ontology annotation, biological process: negative regulation of transcription by RNA polymerase II; RNA polymerase II preinitiation complex assembly; chromatin remodeling. NCBI's taxonomy places the organism in Eukaryota, Metazoa, Arthropoda, Malacostraca, Decapoda, Portunidae. The record is from RefSeq and is a predicted model, not a curated record.